Epinephelus fuscoguttatus (brown-marbled grouper) is the source of this 1166-nucleotide messenger RNA. RefSeq names its product PDZ domain containing 11 (gene pdzd11). The transcript is spliced from 6 exons. The record is from RefSeq and is a predicted model, not a curated record. The coding region runs from base 105 to 533 and encodes 142 amino acids. Gene Ontology annotation, molecular function: protein binding. NCBI's taxonomy places the organism in Eukaryota, Metazoa, Chordata, Actinopteri, Perciformes, Serranidae. Gene Ontology annotation, cellular component: synapse; cell-cell junction; basolateral plasma membrane. Gene Ontology annotation, biological process: maintenance of epithelial cell apical/basal polarity; protein localization to basolateral plasma membrane; neurotransmitter secretion.
CUCCGUGCCGGUAGGUGGCGGUGGUGCACUGGGAAACAGGCGUCCAUUAGUACAAGAAAAAGUGCUUGUUGCUAGCUUCAGCCUGGCAGCUGUUGCCAUUACAAAUGGAUCAGAAGAUUCCUUAUGAUGACUACCAGCUCCCGGUGGUAUUCCUGCCUUCUUAUGAGAACCCACCAGCAUGGAUAGCUCCACAGGAGCGAGUUCAUCACCCUGACUACAACAAUGAGCUCACCCAGUUCCUGCCUCGUACCAUCGUAUUGAAGAAACCUCCAGGAGCACAGCUGGGCUUCAAUAUCCGUGGAGGCAAGGCGUCACAGUUGGGAAUCUUCAUAUCCAAGGUGGUCCCAGACUCAGAUGCCCACAGAGCAGGGCUGCAAGAGGGAGACCAGGUUCUGUCUGUGAAUGAGGUUGAUUUCCAGGACAUAGAGCACUCAAGAGCUGUAGAGAUUCUGAAGACGGCACGAGAAAUAUUGAUGAGGGUUCGCUUCUUUCCUUACAAUUACCAAAGACAGAAGGAGAGGACCGUACACUAGGUGGCAGCAGAGAGAGAAAGAGUUGGACAGCCGCGUCACUGCACGUCAUUACCCUCCUCCUACAGACUCUGGCCUCCAUUCUGUCUCAGCUUCAAGAUGACUGAUGCAUGACUAACAGCCUGAUUCAAAGUCCUCCAUGUAAGGGCAACAUAUACUCUGUUAUAUACUCAUCUCACCCAGAUAUCUGAGCGCUCCCUGGUCUACUGUGAUACAUGAUUUCUACUCCAUCAGGAUGUGUUCACAGGAAGUGAAGGCAGUCAUAGUACAAACAGGAGCUUAAUAUAGACAUUUCACGUUACAAAUUAUGGAACUGUUGCAUAUUUUUCCAGUCAAGCUUUAACAUUUACAGACCCAACGUAAUCGUUUUAUCUUCGCUUUCCCUCAUGCCCUAUAAUUGGAUGUUUCUACUAGACAUAUCGAGUACAGAGUAGCACUUGUGUCUACUGUACACAUUUGCCUUGAUGAUACUGCUAUAAAGUUAAGACACAUACGCUGAGUUCUUAGUCAAUUAGGUACGCCAAGCUAAAACUAAUGCAAUAAGUCAGCCGACAGUAAAUCCUACAAUCAUGAAAAGGUAUAAUGUUUGAUAGAAUCAUUUAAACUCAAGGUGUUUUCCUAAAACUUUCAGCAACA